AUGGAUUAAGAAAAUAGAAUAGAAAUCAAAUCUUGGUAAGCAGUUGGAGUUUGGAGAUGGAAUAUAAAAGAUGAUAGAUGUGCAAUUGAUAAAUAGAGUCUAUUUGGAUAAUGUUUGGAAUGUGAAGCAAAUCAAGUUUAAGAGGAAGUAUCAAAAUUUUGAAUAAAUACUUUAGUGUAAAAUAGUAUAAGGAUUAUGUAAUCAUGGAUUCCAUAAACAUUGUAUUGAUAGAUGGUUAAAAUAGAGUAAUACUUGUCCUCUUUGUAAUAAAGAAUGGAGUGAUUCUAAAAUUUUAUGA
Molecule: messenger RNA, 298 nt
Organism: Paramecium pentaurelia
Lineage: Eukaryota; Ciliophora; Oligohymenophorea; Peniculida; Parameciidae
Source: the annotation of a GenBank genome assembly